Molecule: messenger RNA, 1052 nt
Organism: Prunus avium (sweet cherry)
Lineage: Eukaryota; Viridiplantae; Streptophyta; Magnoliopsida; Rosales; Rosaceae
Product: chloroplastic import inner membrane translocase subunit HP30-2
Biological process (GO): protein targeting to chloroplast; protein insertion into mitochondrial inner membrane
Cellular component (GO): chloroplast inner membrane; TIM22 mitochondrial import inner membrane insertion complex
Molecular function (GO): transmembrane protein transporter activity; protein binding
Source: RefSeq, a predicted model, not a curated record
AUAGGUCAAGAAAUUAGGAGGUUGAAUAAAAUAUAAAGAGGGAAGAAAAGAAAGAAACCUCGUUAUCCAUUAGAUUCACACACCCUAGUAGUACGCGCUCCAAAUAGUGCUAGAGAACAGAAGAGAAGAAGAGGAAGAAGCAAAUUGAAUUGGGAAGUGAAAAGAAAUGCAACAAGGGAAACAGGGAGUUAUGGUGAUACCUCAGCAGAACCAAAACCCAAUAGAGCAGUUGCAGGCUCGGUUCAAGGAGCUAGAGAGUGGGUUCAAGGGUUGGUUGGCCAAGCAGUCUUUGCCUGUGGAGGCAGCCGUCGUCACACUCACAAGCGGCGCACAGGGUGCUGCCAUCGGUGCCUUCAUGGGUACUCUCACCAACGACGUUUCUUCCUCUCUUCCCACCCCUCCUCCUCAGGCCAGCCUCAACCCUCAAGCCAUGGCCUCUUUCAAGCAAGCUCAGGCCCUUGCUGGGGGUCCCUUGGUACAAGCUCGCAACUUUGCUGUUAUGACUGGUGUCAAUGCUGGCAUAUCCUGUGUCAUGAAAAGAUUGAGAGGCAAGGAGGAUGUUCAAUCUAGCAUGGUGGCUGCUUUUGGUUCGGGAGCCCUGUUUUCACUGGUGAGUGGCAUGGGCGGCCCCAAUCAAGCAGCAAAUGCAGCCACUUCUGGACUUUUCUUCGCACUAGUUCAAGGUGGACUUUUCAAGUUGGGGCAAAAAUUUUCUCAACCACCAACUGAAGAUAUUUAUUACUCUAAAACAAGGAGCAUGUUGAGUAACCUUGGCCUCCAGAAUUAUGAGAAGAAUUUCAAGAAAGGGUUAUUAUCAGACAAUACUUUGCCUCUGCUCAACGACAGUGCACUGAGAGACGUGAAAAUACCUCCUGGACCAAGGCUUCUCAUUCUUGAUCACAUUCAGAGGGACCCGGAGAUAAAAGAGAGGCGAGGAUUUAGUAGUUGAAGUGAACUGCCUAUUGUCGAUUCAGUCUGCUUGGCCUUCCUGAAGAACCCCUUCUUUCUCCAGUUAAAACCUCAGUAGACUCUUAAGGGAGAUAUGUUUUCAG